Molecule: messenger RNA, 1739 nt
Organism: Gracilinanus agilis (Agile Gracile Mouse Opossum)
Lineage: Eukaryota; Metazoa; Chordata; Mammalia; Didelphimorphia; Didelphidae
Gene: SAMM50
Product: SAMM50 sorting and assembly machinery component
Exons: 15
Coding region: 169-1578 (469 amino acids)
Biological process (GO): protein insertion into mitochondrial outer membrane; mitochondrial respiratory chain complex assembly
Cellular component (GO): outer membrane; SAM complex
Source: RefSeq, a predicted model, not a curated record
AUGUCAUGGCCGCCGCCAGCACUCCUAGUUUCGAGCUGCGCGUGUCAGUUUGAGCGAAGGCUGCUCCCGCAGCCGAGCAGCCGAGCAGCCGCCGCGUGUUCCAAUCGCCCCUGGGCCUAGUCCUGCGCCGCCGGGGGGCCGCUUGCGCCCUUUCCCCGGGAGGGCGCCAUGGGCACCGUGCACGCGCGGAGCUUGGAGCCCCUCCCAGUCAGUGGGCCUGAUUUUGGAGGUUUGGGAGAAGAAGCUGAAUUUGUGGAGGCCGAACCUGAAAUCAAGCAGGAAGUUCUGGAAAACAAAGAUGUGGUGGUCCAACAUGUCCAUUUUGAAGGCCUGGGAAGGACUAAAGAUGACAUCAUCAUGUAUGAAAUUGGAGACGUCUUUAAGGCCAAGAACCUCAUUGACGUGAUGAGGAAGUCUCAUGAAACCCGCGAGAAACUGCUCCGCCUUGGCAUCUUCAGGCAGGUGGACGUUCUCAUCGACACAUGCCAAGGAGAUGAUGCCCUCCCAAAUGGCUUAGACGUCACCUUUGAGGUCACCGAGCUGAGGCGGCUGACAGGUAGCUACAACACCAUGGUGGGCAACAAUGAAGGCAGCAUGGUCCUUGGUCUCAAGCUACCAAAUAUUUUUGGCCGUGCUGAGAAGGUGACUUUUCAGUUCUCCUAUGGAACAAAGGAAACUUCUUAUGGCCUGUCCUUCUUCAAACCACAGCCUGGAAAUUUUGACAGAAACUUCUCCGUGAACUUGUAUAAAGUCACCGGACAGUUCCCGUGGAGCUCCCUUCGGGAGACAGAUCGAGGUGUGUCAGCGGAGUACAGUUUCCCCAUAUGGAAGACGAGCCACACCGUGAAGUGGGAGGGCGUGUGGCGAGAGCUGGGCUGCCUUGCAAGGACGGCAUCGUUUGCGGUCCGCAAGGAGAGCGGACACUCUCUCAAGUCGUCUCUGUCGCAUGCCAUGGUCAUCGAUUCUCGGAACUCCUCCAUCCUGCCCAGGAAGGGCGCUCUGCUGAAAGUGAACCAGGAGCUUGCGGGCUACACUGGCGGAGACGUGAGCUUCCUCAAGGAGGACUUCGAGCUCCAGCUGAACAAACAGCUCUUCUUUGACACAGUCCUGUCCGGCUCUCUCUGGGGUGGGAUGUUGGUGCCAAUCGGAGAGAAGCCGUCCUGCAUCGCCGAUAGGUUCUAUCUCGGGGGGCCCACCAGUGUCCGUGGCUUCAGCAUGUACAGCAUUGGACCCCAAAGCGAAGGUGACUAUUUGGGGGGAGAAGCCUACUGGGCGGGCGGCUUACACCUCUACACGCCCCUGCCCUUCCGGCCCGGCCAGGGCGGCUUCGGGGAUCUCUUCCGGACUCAUUUCUUCCUCAACGCGGGAAACCUUUGCAACCUCAACUACGGGGAAGGCCCCAGAGCUCAUCUGCGCAAACUGGCGGAGUUCAUCCGCUGGUCGUACGGUGCCGGCAUCGUCCUCAGGCUCGGGAACAUCGCCCGGCUGGAGCUGAAUUACUGCAUCCCCAUGGGCGUGCAGGGGGGCGACAGGAUAUGUGAUGGUGUUCAGUUUGGAGCUGGGAUAAGAUUUCUGUAAUUUUGAAGAAAAGCCCAAUCCUGCUGCUACCCACAAAAGCUUUGGAAUAAAUCACUCGAUGCUAUCUACUUUUUUCUUACAGCCUCAAUCUUUAUGUGAUUAUUUAACUGCAAAUUUUACAGGAAACAGCACUAAUAAAUUUUAAACACAUCAUUCCUUCA